UUGCCGAGUCGAGGAUCAAUGCUGGUGUGUAGAUGAUUUUAGCAACGAUACUAUUAAGCUCUCCGUAGUCGGAUAGUGUUAACACAUCAUUGGAAUAUCGGACAUUCGUUAUACACGGACAGUGUCAUCAGUAAACAAUGAUUAUGGACGGUUUGGACACACUGUCACAGGUAGCCCUAGCAGACCAAAUGAGUCUAGCAAACCUGUGUUUUGACACUUCAGCGUUUGGGGGGAGUCGUCUUCCCUCGGAAUCAUUCGAUGAUUGUCUCAAUACACCUGUUACAAGUAACUCGGAUGUAACAUUCUUUGGAUGUGAUCCAUUGGGCCCUGUACCCAUCACAGCUACCGCUAACAUCGAAGCCCAGAUCACCAUACCGGAGAAGGAUGGCAUUUUUGCUAAGAAUCAGAUUCCAGUACAGCAGGAUGACCAAGCAAAUUUCUCUAGUAAUCUCACCCACCGGAUACAAUACAAGGGUACUCUGGUCACCACAUCCGUCACACCUACAUCUAGCAGUAGUGACGCCCUACCCCAGGGGAUUACUCCUAGCAUCUUCACGCCCCUCUCUCCUCUCUUCAGUAUUCUGACGCAGGCUACACAAGGAAUACAAGCCCAGGUAGCGACCGGAGUCCCACAGGGAAUGGGAGCCGGUCAAGAUUACCCCAUCAUCUCUAAUGCUCAAUGCCACCAGGGCCCACCACCAUCGUUUAGCCCGACCCCCUCAACUCCUUCCCACCACUCACACGCCGGGUCUCCAACACCCGCCGACCUGAUGAUGGAUCAAACUGACACAUACUCGACAGGUUUCGGAUCCCCAGUUAGCUCCACUGAGAGUUCACCCGAAACACACAUUUGCGAAACGCUAUCUGCCGUUGAUACGUCCAGUCUGAACUUUUCAACACCACCACCGCCUUACUCAUCUCGCCCGGCGAUGACGUCAUAUGACAAUAUACCAAUGAAACAGCAGCCUGUAUUUAACUCUUGUGCACAGCAGCAACUCAACUACCCUGUGUCUACAACAAUGUCUGCAAAUGCCACUCAAAGCAUACCACAGACCGUACUGCAUUUUACAGAGGACCUCAAUUCAAAAGACAUUAACAUGAAUGCCGAAUUCAAAUGGACAGUUCAAAAUUCUCCCCAGCAACAACAACAACAACAGCAACAACAACAGCAGCAACAACAACCACAACAAAUAAACACAAAUCAGCCACAGACUCAAUUGCCUGACUUUUCUGCUCUUGGUCAAGUAUCUUCACAUGGUGUAACCGGCUUCACACAAGCUGGGUUCCAACAAGUACCCAUAAAAUCGGAGCCAUUAUCAGACUUGCCAAGUGACUUUAUGAUGACAACUUCACAAACAGACUUUGCUUCUCCUUCAACUUCAGUUUCCCCGACCCCAUCUUUACCGGCUGUGCUCAACACGCCUUAUCAACAGGGUUCAUUGAAGUUGAUUCCAUUGAAGCCAAGAAAAUACCCCAAUCGGCCUAGUAAAACUCCUCCCCAUGAGAGGCCAUAUGCUUGCCCAGUCGAGAACUGUGACAGGAGGUUCUCACGAAGCGACGAACUUACGCGUCACAUACGCAUUCACACUGGACAGAAGCCUUUUCACUGCCGGAUAUGCAUGCGAUCGUUCAGUCGAAGUGACCAUUUGACUACACACGUACGCACGCAUACCGGAGAAAAGCCUUUUUCAUGCGAUGUUUGUGGACGCAAGUUUGCGAGAAGUGACGAAAAGAAACGUCACGCUAAAGUGCAUUUGAAACAAAAGAUGAAGAAAGAAGCAAAAAUUAUAGCGACAACCUCAUCUCUUCCAACAUCUUCUGGUGCUAUGACGGAAGGUCUCGUAUCGAACUGUACUAGCGGGCCUAGUACGUCACUUCCGCUCAUAGUGACAACAUCCUCGUUAUAAACAAUUUAAAAGCGAGGCAGUUGACAUUUUGUGAUCCAAAGACUUACAAACAUUCAUUCAUCAUUUCAUUCAUUCAAACAAGCUACGAAACACGUGGAAUAUACAUGUUCCAAAGAGACGAACAAUAUUAAUAUAACUCAGAUGUCUUAUGCUCAAUUAGAGAGUUUAUCUUUAAAUCAGUUUAUUAUUGUGUGUUGAUCGGUAUCAGGGAAUCCGGUGAAAAUUGUUAUAUAGAUCAAAUGCUUUAAUAUCAUUGUCUUUCCUUGGUCCGAUUUGCGGUAUGUACAGAAUAUGUAUUGAGUAGAUAUAUAGAGUAUAUAUCUAUGUGAUGAUACACUAUGGGUGUAAGACUGCAAAAGUGUACGACCAAUCAAGGUUUUCUUAAGAUUUUUCAGGCAUUACUAUUCGAUUACAAAUGUAGACGUAGCUGUCGAUUUCGAUAAAGACGUCUUUCGCAAAAAAUGGCAAAAAAAUCUAACAAAAUGUCUAGUCCUGGCCGUGACUUUUCUUGGUGCUAGAUCCAUAUUGUGCAAUGAUCAGCGUUAUAUAUGUAGAUUGCUUUAAAGUCAAUUGUUUCAGUUGCUAAUUAUUAACAGUUUAAAAUUUUAAUUAUAAUGUUAAAUAUUUCUUAAUUAUAACAAUUAAGAGAAAAAAUAUGAAGUUUCCUUUCUUGUUGUUGUUUAAAUAUUGUUAUUGAUUUUUAAUCAUUCACUUUCCAUUCGAACAAUGUUCGUUGCAUUCAUCGUCUCAUGAAUCAGUCACAGUAUAUCAUUUGUUUCAUCUAAUUUGAGUUUGUCACUGGCAGCAGUUUGUUUUUGUCAUUUAGUGCUUGAUGUAUGUUACUUUAAUAUGAUGUUAGAUCUGAAAUAUUCCCUAAAGCUUACAAUGAAAAUUUCAUUUUACCUUCCCGCUGAGAGCGAACUCACACGUUAUAUAUCUCUAUGUGCCCCUUAUACUUUAAAAGAUGAAGAGGCAAGAGGAUUCCGAAUGGCUAAACCCCAGGCAAUAUAAAGGGGAUUUCCGGAUGUAUGUGAUUCUGAAAGUGCUUAUUUGAAAGAAAAAUUAUUAUGUAAGAAGCAUAUUCAAAUUAAAGCAUAACUUAUUUUUCUACCUUCGUAUAAUAUAUAACUACUAGUACCUAAUAUGUCUGUUCAUGUAAUUAUCGGUUUCAGAAACCAAAAAACAAUUUAUCUAAAUUUUCGUUUCCCCUUUUUCAACUUGAACUAUUUCUAUCCCAACGUUGAGCGUUUUUAUCUAUUUAAAUCUUUUAAUUGAUUAAUUAAUGAGUCGUUUAAUUGAUGGUUAUUAUAUGUUUUAUUAUUCUUUCAAUAUUUUAAAUAUUGUGUGUUCGAGUCUUUAAUUUGUUAAAACUUGGGAAGUGCGUUGUUAUUCCGUUGUUCUCUUCCCAAGCCCGUUGUCAGUGUUGUGAAAAUAAUCGUUCAACUUGUUACUAUGAUUACUGUAUGAUGCACAUAAUGUGUGUGGUUGAAUUUUGUUCAACAUUUUCCCUGUUAGUAUUAAAUAUUAUCUCAUCCUGUUAUGAUAUCGCCUUCUAUAAAAUAUCACAAAAUAGCUAUAUAUUUUCAAAUCUAUUUCCUUAUGUUGUCAUUCUGAAAGAGUUGAUCUUGCUGGUUAAGAGUAAAUGUAUGGCAACAUUUGCCAAGUAUGGAUGUUCGGAGGUGAAAUAAAACUUUAAAAAAACUUA
Molecule: messenger RNA, 3612 nt
Organism: Pecten maximus
Lineage: Eukaryota; Metazoa; Mollusca; Bivalvia; Pectinida; Pectinidae
Product: early growth response protein 1-A-like
Exons: 2
Coding region: 138-1907 (589 amino acids)
Biological process (GO): regulation of transcription by RNA polymerase II
Molecular function (GO): DNA-binding transcription factor activity, RNA polymerase II-specific; RNA polymerase II cis-regulatory region sequence-specific DNA binding
Source: RefSeq, a predicted model, not a curated record